CGGGAACUUGCCGGCGGGAGCGAUCGAGGAGAGUUUGAGAGUGUAUCGAGUGAUCGACGAGAGGGGAUCGGUGGCACAUAGGGGCCCUUAUAUGUUGCAGGCGUAUAUGUACGCACCUCGGAAAGCCAAUGCAUACGAGCGCGCGGGGGUGCAACGGUGCUUUGACAUUUCAUGGGUGGAGGUGCCACUCAGGACACGGGCACGGUCUCGCACUCGAGGAUUGCAGACCUGCAUCCUUUGGAAGGUUGCGGAAUGUGGAAGAACGUUCAGCCGCUGCAUUAUCCCUUCCGCAUGUUGGAGAAGGAAUCGCAUUCGUCGAGCAGGACGAGAGAGUAGAAUGAAUGCAUACACAUUGCAAGAGACCGACGCAGAGAAGCAGAGUCGGUGGGGGAUCC
This is a messenger RNA of Trametes versicolor FP-101664 SS1, 395 nucleotides long. RefSeq lists its product as uncharacterized. The annotation marks the transcript as partial. Lineage: Eukaryota; Fungi; Basidiomycota; Agaricomycetes; Polyporales; Polyporaceae. The transcript has a single exon. The record is from RefSeq and is a predicted model, not a curated record.